AUGUGUGACGUCACGCGGGACACCCCGGUUCGGAAGCUCCGGUUCUCCACACUGAGAGCUUUAUCUGACCUGCUGGACCCGCAGGACACCUGGAGGAGCGUCAUGAUGGACAUCAGCAAACCCUCCGGAGAGCCCAGAUACACACAGCUGCACAUCAGGAGGUUUGAAGCAGCGGUUCUCCAGGGAAAGAGUCCCACGAUGGAGAUGCUGUUCGACUGGGGAACCACAAACUGUACUGUUGGAGAUCUGGUGGAGAUUCUGAUCCGACACCAGCUGUUCGCCGCCGUCAGUGUCCUGCUGCCAGACGACGAGAUCUGCCGCACUAAAGCAGGCUCAUCCGGGGUGUCCGUCUGCGCACCGCGGCGUGAAGAAGAGCUUCGUCCGUCUGCGGCCUGCAUGCAGGGAUGCGUCCGUCCCGAGGUCACUAAACCCGUUCAGCAGGAGACGCGUGUGAUGGAGCCUGACAGCAGCACCGGACCGGAGGAAAACUCAUGGAGCAGCUCUGAAGGUUUCCACACGUUCUCUCACCGUGAGCUGACGGCCAUCACGGGGGACUGGGACGAUCGGCCCGUGUCGGACGGAGGCUGUCGGCUGGGCGCCGGCGGGUUCGGUGUCGUGUUCAGAGGCUGGAUGGGAGACACAUAUGUAGCUGUGAAAAAGCUCAAUCCUAUGGACGACGGAUCACCUGAAGACCUCAAGACUCAGUUUAACCAAGAGAUUCAAACUCUCAGGAGUCUGAAACAUGAGAAUCUGGUGAAGAUGGUGGGUUUUUCCAGCGAUGGGCAGCAUCUGUGUUUGGUGUACGCGUUCAUGCCCAACGGAUCUCUGCUGGACCGGCUGGCGUGUUCGGAUGGCAGUUCUCCUCUCUCGUGGCCGAGCAGAUGUUCGAUCAGCGCAGGAACCGCUCGAGGUCUGCAGUACCUGCACCAGAACAACCACAUCCAUAGAGACGUCAAGAGCGGGAACAUCUUGUUGGACGAAGGCUUCGUUGCGAAGAUCUCCGACUUCGGUUUGACGCGAGCUUCAUCCAAACAGUCGUGCUCGACAGUCAUGACGGGGAGGAUUGUGGGAACUACGGCAUACAUGGCGCAGGAGGCCCUGAGAGGAGAGAUCACUCCUAAAUCAGACAUCUUCAGCUUCGGUGUGGUGUUGCUGGAGAUUUUGUCUGGUCUUCCUCCGGUGGAUGAAAGCCGUGAUCCCAAACUACUGAUGGAGAUGAAGGAUGAGAUCGAUGAUGACGAGGUCUCUCUGGAGGAGUUCAUUGAUAGUAAGAUGGAGGGAUGGCAGAUGGAGGAGGUGGAGAGGAUGUAUGACCUGGCAUCUCAGUGUCUCUGUGAGAAGAAAAACAAAAGACCCCCAAUCACACAGGUUCUCUCUGAGCUGGAAGAUCUUCAUCACAAACAUUCCCAGAGCUCCGGAUGAGCCAUUCAGGACAAAUGGAAAUGAUCUACUGUAUGUAGAGCUGAACAUAUUGAACCCAGUCUAUUCCUCUAUUCAUGUUCUGAACGGAAGGAGUAAAUCCAAACUGACCUUCUUCUCCACCUCCAUCUGGAGUUUGUUCUCCACCAUCUCCAGCAGUGGAUUCUUACAGCUGGAGUACAGCAUCCGCUCACGGAUCCCACAGCUGUAUCCCGGCAUGGAGUAAAUGAACACUGACACAAACCAGAGCAGAAGAAGGAAAUCAUGUCAUUUCACUGAUGGUCAAACAUGAGUCUACAGCAGUGGCCAAAACAGAUGUCCGGCCUCGGAAAACUGACUUUAUUCAAAUAUGAUUAAAAAUGCAUUAAAAAUACAUUAAAAUGCAUUAAAGAUAACGCAAUGAUACAUGCCAAAUUAAAGUAUUAAUAACUGA
Molecule: messenger RNA, 1852 nt
Organism: Megalobrama amblycephala (Wuchang bream)
Lineage: Eukaryota; Metazoa; Chordata; Actinopteri; Cypriniformes; Xenocyprididae
Gene: irak4
Product: interleukin-1 receptor-associated kinase 4
Exons: 11
Coding region: 1-1422 (473 amino acids)
Biological process (GO): protein phosphorylation; signal transduction
Molecular function (GO): ATP binding; protein serine/threonine kinase activity; magnesium ion binding
Source: RefSeq, a predicted model, not a curated record